AUGGGGAUGCCGGCCCAGGCUGGGGGUCCUGCGGCGCUCGCCGGCCGGGGGCUCUUCCACGAGGCCAUGCCUGUGCUCUCGUCGGAAGCUGGCCGCAACGGGGCUGGGGAAAGCAGAGACUCCAGCCCCACGUCCCACGCCCCCAAGCCUGGGGACUGGUGGCCUGUGCCAGGCAACUGGGAUCAAAGACUGUUUCCUAAAUGUCUUGCAGAAACAAACCACUGUGACCUACAGCCUGUGGAUCCCGCAAGAGGCGAGGUGACAUAUACCACCAGCCAGGUCUCCAAGGGGUGCGUGGCUCAGGUCUCCAACGCAUCGCUCGAAGUCCACAUCCUCUUCCUGGAGUCCCCAAGGGGCCUGUUGCAGCUGGAGCUGACUCUCCAGGCAGCUGAGCAGAACGGCACCCGGCCCCGAGAGGUGCUUCUGGUCCUCAGCGUGCACACGAACGUCUUCCUGCAGCUCCAGGCCCCGGGACUCCCCUUCCACUUGGCCUACGACCCCAGCCUGGUCACGGUCCAAGCGCCUCCAGGAGUCAACACCACAGAGCUGCCACCCUUCACCACCCAGAGCCAGGUCCUAGACUGGGCGGCCGCCAAGGGCCCCAUCGCCUCUGCUGCGGAACUGGAUGACCCUCAGAGCGUCCUCCUCCGUGUAGGCCAAGGUCAGUUCCCCCGGACCCCCCGGGCUCAGGACUCUGCCAGGGAGGAAUCUGAGGCCCUCAGACGCAGGCACCGAGAGUGCCAGAGCGGACGCGAUUUGCCCCGGGACGCGCUCAGCAAGCCGACCACGGGCGAAUACUCCUUCAAGAUCUUUCCAGGGAAUAACAUCCACGGCUUGGUGCUCCCCGACACUCCCCAAGGCCUGCUGGGUAUGGCCCGAAUGCUGAACGCCAGCAUCGUGGCGUCCUUCGUGGAGCUACCUCUGGCCAGCGUCAUCUCGCUGCGGGCCUCCAGCUGCGGUGGCAGGCUGCAGACCUCACCCGCCCCGGUCCAGACCACUCCUCCCAAGGACACCUGCAGCCCGGAGCUGCUCAUGUCCCUGAUCCAGCCGACGUGUGCCAACGGCGUCAUGACUCUGGUACUCAAGAAAGAUCUUGUCGCGGCUCUGAAGUGCACCAUCACAGACCUGAGCUUCCGGGACCGCAGCUGCCGAGCCGAGGACAGCGGGGACCAGCUGGUCCUGCGCAGCACCUACUCCGGCUGUGAGAUGCGAACGACGGCAAACGUGGUCAGCAACGAGGUGGCUGUCGAUUUCCUGUCAAGCUCAUCACCACAAUGGAAAAAGGUGCACUGCCUCAACGUGGACGGCCUCUCCUUCCAGCUGGGCCUCUACCUCAGCCCGCACUUCACCCAGGCCUCCAGCACCAUCGAGCUGGGGCAGCAGGGCUAUGUGCAGGUGAGCGUGUCCCCGGCGAGCCCCGAGCUCUUGCUCCAGCUAGACAGCUGCCACCUGGACUUGGGGCCCGAGGGGGACACCGUGGAGCUCAUCCAGGGCCGGGAGGCCAAGGGCGGCUGCGCGAACCUGCUGGCCCCCAGUCCCGAGGGCGGUGUGCGCUUCAGCUUCCUGCUGCGGGACCUCACGGCGCCCACCCCCACGGCCGGCACCCUCAGCUGCACCGUAGCCCUGCGUGCCGGGACCGAGUCCCAGGAAGUCCUCAGGACUGUCUUCACACGCUUGAACAUCAUCACCCCUGACCUGUCUGGCCCGUAUGGGGCCCCCCGCAGCCCAGGACCCCGAAAGCCGGCCGAACAGCCCCACUGCACAGAUGGGCAGUCAGAGGCCCGAGUGGGAGCCACCGGGCCC
Molecule: messenger RNA, 1803 nt
Organism: Carlito syrichta (Philippine tarsier)
Lineage: Eukaryota; Metazoa; Chordata; Mammalia; Primates; Tarsiidae
Gene: ENG
Product: endoglin
Exons: 13
Biological process (GO): vasculogenesis
Source: RefSeq, a predicted model, not a curated record